AUGCCCUCUGCCCCCCGCAAGGACAUCCCCUGUGAGGAGGAGGAAGAGGAAGAUGAGGAGGUUUGCUGGUUCCUGGGAGAAAUGCUGCUUUUUUACUGUUUGGCCGUCAUCGUUCUAAAACUCGGUUCCCUUGGGGCGAAGAGGUUUUUCCUGAGACAACCUUGUGGAACGCUGACCUGCAAUUGGAAGGCCCAUUCAAAAGGGGGCCAAGGGUGCAGCUGCCAGUGUCACUGCAAGAUCACCCUCUGUGGUCUGUUCAGGAAGAUCCUUGGGGGGAAAGGAAACCCAGAGGCCGGGGACCCCCCAGUCUCACCCCCCAUCAAAAAACGGCUGAAGAAGCGUCUCUCCUUGCUCAGCCAGCAGACUUUCUGCGACAGCGAUUCCUCGGGCACGGGCAGCCCGGAUUCCCAGUUAUCCUCCUGGAAGUGGAGCCAGACGGGCGACAGCGUCAGCCAGGCCAGCCGGAAGAAGAAGAAGCAGCGGGCGGCCAAGACCCCCCGGGACCCCGAGUCCUCCUGGAUGAGGCAACAGCCCUGCAUGCGUUGCAAAGCGAAGCGGACGCGCGAAUGGCUGGUGCAGCACUUCUACAACAAAGAUUUACCCUUGCAAAGCACGAAAAACUGA
Molecule: messenger RNA, 624 nt
Organism: Protobothrops mucrosquamatus (brown spotted pit viper)
Lineage: Eukaryota; Metazoa; Chordata; Lepidosauria; Squamata; Viperidae
Gene: SSMEM1
Product: serine rich single-pass membrane protein 1
Exons: 3
Coding region: 1-624 (207 amino acids)
Source: RefSeq, a predicted model, not a curated record